This is a messenger RNA of Trichoplusia ni (cabbage looper), 2293 nucleotides long. RefSeq names its product alpha-tocopherol transfer protein-like. Gene Ontology annotation, molecular function: phosphatidylinositol bisphosphate binding. The record is from RefSeq and is a predicted model, not a curated record. The coding region runs from base 700 to 1671 and encodes 323 amino acids. The transcript has 6 exons. NCBI's taxonomy places the organism in Eukaryota, Metazoa, Arthropoda, Insecta, Lepidoptera, Noctuidae. Gene Ontology annotation, cellular component: membrane.
GAUAUAUAUAUUUUUUUUUUGUGUUGUAACUUGAAAUUCUGUUUAAUUUGAAGAAAGGUGUUGUCUAAUAUAAUGAUAUAAUGUGUAAAAUACUAGAAUAUAAUGUGGUGAUGAACAAUCUGAUCUGGAAGAUUCGCUUUGGCGUCUGUUUAGAGACAGGCAAGUUUGAAAUCGAAAUUUACUUAUUUAUUUUCAAGUUUAAUGGGACGAUGGUGGUUGAAAAAUCGGAAAGUGUUUGUUCCAAUAAUAUUAAUGGUCAAUACUAGGCGCAAGAUGAUGGAAUUCUUUAAAUAUAAUAACGGACAAAAAAUGUAUGACGUUGGUACCUAACUUUAAAAAUGUUUUUAAAAUGACAUAAUCAUGACUUAAUUUUUGAACCUAUUUCAAAAUUAGUCUAUAGUUUUUUUGCAAUAAAUAUCUAUAAUUUACUUAACAAAAUAAUGUUUUUUCCUCCUUUUCUUUUACAAUAAGAUAUUGUCAUCCAAUAAAAUUACAAAUUUUAAUAAAAAAAAAAACACGUGAGAAAGACAAACGGCAGUUAAAAUUAGAACUUCUAAAUAUAGAUCGCGCAAAAAACCCAGAGCUAAGCGAUGCGCAAAUGCAGGAUAUAAUAAAUGGUUCUAAGGUACCAUGGUUCAGAGUUUGUUCGGUUGUGAAGCGAAGAUAUUGUGUUAGUGCGGGUUCUAUAUCAGUGUCAAAAUGACGGUCGGGGAUUCGAAUGUGUACCCAAACUUCAACUACUCAAUUAACGCUAACAAAGUGCUGAACGUGCGAGAUGGAGAUAUUGAGCUGCUUCUGAAGACCUACAAUAUUACGAAGAAUGCUCUAGAAGAUAUGAUCAAAAGCAUCAGGGAAUGGUACGAGAAACAGCCGCAUCUGCCACAAGGACAAUUACAUGACCGCAUGAUUCUCGGCCAUCUUAUAGUCCGUGGCUUCAGUGUGGAACAAUGCAAGGAGAAAAUAGACAACUACUUCUCAUCUAUGGACAGAAUGCCAGAUCUGAUCGCUGGACGAACUCCGUUAUCACCAAACAUGGGGAAGUACCUGAGAGAGGGGUACUGGAUCAUACCCCCCAUGAAGACUAUUGAUAAUCACCGGAUUGUGAUCUUUAGGAUACUUAACCCAGAUAUGGUUGUACUGGAUGUGGCGAAGCUAGGAUUCCUGAUGGGAGACUAUAGACUGUUCAACGAAACUUCAAAUGGUGAUCACUGGGUGUUUGAUUUCACGAACGCCACUCUCAGCCACGCCUUGCAGUUCAAUCCGAUGUUGAUCGCGAAUAUCUAUUAUCAUAUUACGUCAUGCUACGCGCUGAAACUGAAAGGCAUCCACCUGAUCAACUUACCAUCCUUCGGCCACUCUAUCCUGGCCCUCUUCAAGAAGAUCAUGAAGUCCAAACACGUGUCAAGACUGCAUCUGUACGAAGGUUUUGAGAGCAUAUUCAAGGUGCUACCUAAAGAAGUGUUUCCGAAGGAGUUGGGCGGUACUGCAGCUGUGUCGGUUAAGGAAAUUUGUGAUAACUGGUGCGAUGCCAUUCUCUCAGAGAGCUGGCGAAACUUCUACUGCCAUCAGGAGAAACACUUCAGGGUAGACGAAAACAAAAGACCAUCGGCUUCCAAGAUCGGAGACACGUUUGGAGUAGAAGGUUCCUUUAGAAAAUUAGAUUUAGAUUAAAAAGUAGAUAUAAGUUAUGUUAGACUGAGCGGAUAGUCAAGUAGUGUCACAUAGCCUAACCAAAAGUGCACGACUUGAUCCCUGCGUAGGACAGGUUUGUGUGAGAUCCACAAUAUGCUUGUUCUUAUAGCUAUGGCUAACUAUUUUGAUAAAGGUUAACACCAAUUUUACGAAAAUAACCUUCAACAAUAAGGGUUGUUCAAGAACAAAAAAUAUUUUUAUAGAAAUCGCUUAAGGUAGUCAUCACUAAAAGAUUAUAUAAAAAUAAUUUAUGACACACAAAAAUAUAGAGUAUGUCCUUCCUCAAUAAAUGGGCUAUCGAACAUGAAAGUAAUUAUUAAAAUCGGCCUAGUAAUUCCUGAGAUUACCGCGUUCAGGCAAAUAAACCAAUCAAUCCUCAGCUUUAUGAUAUUAGCACAGAUAUAUUAUGAGUGGUUUAGUCUAUAAGUAGGCUGUGUCAAUGAAAAGAAGAAAUGUUAUUUUGUAUUCACUGGGGAAACGGUGAUUUAGAUAAGUUUAGGUUAUUGUAAAGCAUUUUAGAAGUACGACUUCAUUAUUGUAUUACUGAUAAUUUAGAAUUUAAGUGAUAUUGUGAAUAAAUUAAUUGCAUUUUUUAAGUAAA